AUGAUUUCAGCUAUCUCCAGCCCCUGGCUCACCCAGCUGUCCCAUUUUUGCGAUGUUGCAGCUUUCACGGCCAACAGCCUGAGCAGCCUGAACGCCUCCGGGGGGUACCACCUCUCCCCUUCCCCGGGGGACCCGUACGGACAGCAUGAGCCGCCGCACUACGAGCCCUGCACGGCUCAGCAGCACCCGCCGCCCCAGCCCCAGCACGGCUACCCCUUCGGCGGGGGCGCCGGGGGAACCACCGCGGGGCCGGCCGCCGUCUCGGGCUGCUCCGCGGGGGCGGCCGCCGCGGCCAAGGCGCCGGUGAAGAAGAACCCGAAGGUGGCCAACGUGAGCGUCCAGCUGGAGAUGAAGGCGCUGUGGGACGAGUUUAACCAGCUGGGCACCGAGAUGAUCGUCACCAAGGCCGGCAGGCGCAUGUUCCCCACCUUCCAGGUGAAGAUAUUUGGGAUGGACCCUAUGGCUGACUAUAUGCUGCUCAUGGAUUUUGUUCCUGUGGAUGACAAGCGAUACAGGUAUGCCUUCCACAGCUCCUCCUGGCUGGUAGCUGGCAAAGCCGACCCUGCCACCCCUGGAAGGGUGCACUACCACCCGGACUCCCCUGCGAAAGGGGCACAAUGGAUGAAGCAGAUUGUUUCCUUUGAUAAGCUCAAACUGACCAACAAUUUGCUGGAUGACAAUGGGCAUAUCAUUUUGAACUCCAUGCACAGAUACCAACCGCGUUUUCACGUGGUCUACGUGGACCCCCGGAAAGACAGUGAGAAAUAUGCAGAGGAGAACUUCAAAACGUUUGUUUUUGAGGAGACCCGCUUCACAGCCGUGACUGCCUAUCAGAACCACCGGAUCACACAGCUGAAGAUAGCCAGCAACCCUUUUGCCAAGGGAUUCCGAGACUGUGACCCCGAAGACUGGCCUAGGAAUCACAGGCCAGGAGCCCUUCCUCUCAUGAGUGCUUUUGCCAGAUCCCGGAAUCCCGUCUCUUCCCCAGCCCACCAGAAUGGGACAGAGAAAGAUGCUGCCGAGAGCCGGCGGGAGUACGAGCGGGAGGCGGCCGGCGGGACGCCGCUGCACGCGGAAGCCGCGCACCAGCAGCUCAUGUCCCGAGUGCUCAGCCCCGCGCUGCCGGGCGGUGGCAGCGGCCUCGUGCCGUUGGGUGGCGCGGGCGGCGGCCGGCCCAGUCCGCCCCACCACGAACUGCGCCUGGAGCCCGCCGCCUCGGAGCCACUCCACCACCAUCCCUACAAGUACCCGCCUGCGGCGGCCGCCGCCUACGACCACUACCUGGGGGCGAAGAGCCGGCCCGCCCCAUACCCCCUCCCCAGCAUCCGCGGGCACAGCUACCACCACCACCACCAUCACCACAUGAAUGCAGCGGCCGCAGCGGCGGCGGCAGCUGCCAACAUGUACUCGUCGGCCGGCGCACCCGCCAACUACGACUACGGGCCGCGGUAA
Molecule: messenger RNA, 1452 nt
Organism: Indicator indicator
Lineage: Eukaryota; Metazoa; Chordata; Aves; Piciformes; Indicatoridae
Gene: TBX1
Product: T-box transcription factor 1
Exons: 8
Coding region: 1-1452 (483 amino acids)
Biological process (GO): cell fate specification; regulation of transcription by RNA polymerase II; positive regulation of DNA-templated transcription
Cellular component (GO): nucleus
Molecular function (GO): RNA polymerase II cis-regulatory region sequence-specific DNA binding; DNA-binding transcription factor activity, RNA polymerase II-specific
Source: RefSeq, a predicted model, not a curated record